Folsomia candida is the source of this 1579-nucleotide messenger RNA. RefSeq lists its product as uncharacterized. Bases 452 to 1579 code for a protein of 375 amino acids. Lineage: Eukaryota; Metazoa; Arthropoda; Collembola; Entomobryomorpha; Isotomidae. The transcript is spliced from 4 exons. The record is from RefSeq and is a predicted model, not a curated record.
AGGGGAGGGAGAGGUACCCUUAUGACCAGUAUGAGAGGUACCCUCCGGGUAGCAGUGGGUAUGAUCGGUACCCCGUGGGUGGAGGUGGGUCAGGUGGGUCCGGCGGGUACUACGGGUCCAGCAGUGGGUACUACCCGGCGGAGGGUCAAACACGUGGAGUGGGUCAAAUUCGGGUUAUUACCCUGGUGGGUCCAGUGGGUCCGGGGGGUGGGGGAACUACAACUCGCGCCCUUACCCCAGUGGAAACCAAGGUAAAGAAAUCUCCCGUCUCCCGGGGGACCGAACGAAUUACUUUCAACAAACCGAGUCCAGUCCUCGGCCGCUUGACAACGAUAGACGAUUCGAUACCGAUCGUCGCCAUGACAACGGGGGUAUUUCCACUGGGGGCACGGGGGUCCUGCCACAAACCACCCUUACUCUUCACAAGUACGAAAAGGAGCCCCCCAUCCCCAUGGGCCUACUUCACAAGCAGAAGGAAAAGGGGGGCAGCGGUGGUGGUGGGUCGGACGUAGUAGAAAAAGGCUGCCUGAGUCGCCUUCGUUUGGGGGGUGGUCAGUCCCCCUCGGGUCCGUUGUUACCAGAAUUGGCAAGGGCCACGUUUCCCGUGAAAACCAUGGAGGAGUGCGAAAUGGAGUGUAUGCAGAGUUUACAAGUUUUGAGGUUUCCUUGUAAAGUUAUGGUGUUUAGACCCACCCAAUCCUCCUCCUCCCACUCUGCCGGAGUCUGCCAGCUGUCCUCCACCCCUGGCCACACCCUCCGCGACCAGGACUUCACCACCAGCGGGAACAACUAUGACCGCACCACCGUCCUCAUCUACGACGAAACUCUGAGUGGGUGUGGUCGUGGGGAGAACAGGCGCCAGGACGAUUAUUACGAUCGGUAUGGGAGUGAUCGGUAUGGGAGUGAUAGGUACGGAAGUGGUCAGAGUGGGUGGAGUCAAGGGGGGAGGUACGGAUCCAGUGGGUGGAGUCAAUCCGGGUGGUACCCUUCCACCUCCUCCUCUUCGGGUGGUAACUACGCGCAACGGGAGUACUACGGGUCGAGCCGUCCCCAGCAGAACUACUACCAAACUAAUUACCAGAAUAAUUACAAUCAUCCCCAAUUUCCGAGCACCCACCGCACCACGGUGGACGGGGAGCCCUGCCUCCACUCCUGUGUUCGGAACUCUGACGCCGGGUUUUACUACUGCCAAACGGACCACGAGGGGGCUUGGAAUUUUUGCUGUCGGCCGGAUGACGGGGGGCAGUGCGGCUACUCCAGGGGCUUGAGCUUCGCGUGGUGCUAUGUGGGGACGGGCCCCUCCCGCGACGUCUGGCGGACCUGUAAACGACCCCCCGGUCCCCCGACGACCGUUCAAUAUUUGCAUGAAGACAAACCCCCAGUGGUUGUUUUAGGAGGACUGAAAGGGGAGGAACCCUUGGGGAAUUUGACCGUGGGUGGGGUGGCCAGUGUUUUGGGUGGGAGUGGGGGUGGGGGGAGUAGUGGGGAAAAGACUGGGGAUAAUUUACUCAGGGGGAGUGAGCAAGUGGGGGAGGUGUUGAGUGGGGAGGGGGGGAACAAUGGGACCAAGAUUAAAUAG